GCAUGAUGCCUUAUGUUGUAUCUUUGUGUAAUGAAAUCACGGUGUUUCUUGUUAAAAAAAAGGUAAAAUUGGCCAUUUAGUUAAGCAAGUAUAUAAUUUCCUGAAAAUUUUAUACUUAGAUCAAUCACAGAUAUUAUAAAAAAACGAACAGUUGGCUCUUCUUUAUUUACAUUCUAUACUCUUGUCUCUUACUUUAGGGAAAACCAAUGAAUAUUCAAUGGAGAAUUAUAAUCAAACAUCAACUGAUUUCAUUUUAUUAGGGCUGUUCCCACCGUCAAGAAUUGGCCUGUCCCUCUUCAUUCUUGUUAUUCUCAUUUUCUUGAUGGCCUUAAUUGGCAACCUAUCCAUGAUCCUUCUAAUUUUCUUGGAUGCCCAUCUCCACACACCCAUGUAUUUCCUACUUAGUCAGCUCUCCCUCAUGGACCUUAAUUAUAUCUCCACCAUUAUCCCCAAGAUGGCUUCCAAUUUCCUGUUUGGAAUCAAGUCUAUCUCCUUCAUUGGAUGUGGAGUUCAGAGUUUCUUCUUCUUGACUUUGGCAGUUGCAGAAGCACUUCUCUUGACAUCUAUGGCCUAUGAUCGUUAUGUGGCCAUUUGCUUUCCUCUCCACUAUCCCAUUCGUAUGAGCAGAAAAGUGUGUGUGCUGAUGAUAACAGGAUCUUGGAUAAUGGGGUCUGUCAACUCCUGUGCCCACACUGCAUAUGCACUCCGUAUCCCCUAUUGCCAAUCCAGGGCCAUCAAUCAUUUUUUCUGUGAUGUCCCAGCCAUGUUGACUCUGGCUUGCAUGGACACCUGGGUCUAUGAGUACACAGUGUUUGUGAGCGCCAUCUUGUUCCUUGUGUUUCCUUUCAUUGGCAUUACUUAUUCCUAUGGCCGAAUUCUCCUUGCUGUCUACUACAUGCCCUCAUCAGAAGGGAGGAAGAAGGCCUAUUCGACCUGCAGUACCCACCUCACUGUGGUGACCUUCUACUAUGCACCCUUUGCUUACACUUAUCUACGCUCAAGGUCCCUCCGGUCUCCAACAGAAGACAAGGUUCUGGCCGUUUUCUAUACCGUGCUUACCCCCAUGCUCAAUCCCAUCAUCUACAGCCUGAGGAACAAGAUGGUGAUGGGGGCCCUGAGAAGAGUCAUUCAGAGAUUUUGUUCUGUGAAAAUGUAGACAAGAUUUCAUCAUCAGUCCUCCAGCUGCAGGUGUCUGUCUAUUCUGUAGGGAAUAGUCACUAAGAAAAAUACUCUUCAAGGAUGAAGAUAGGGUCUUAAGUUAUAUUAGAAGAUUUUAAAAAGUUCA
This is a messenger RNA of Loxodonta africana (African savanna elephant), 1285 nucleotides long. Its product is annotated as olfactory receptor 2L5-like. The coding region runs from base 218 to 1156 and encodes 312 amino acids. The transcript has a single exon. Gene Ontology annotation, biological process: detection of chemical stimulus involved in sensory perception of smell; G protein-coupled receptor signaling pathway. NCBI's taxonomy places the organism in Eukaryota, Metazoa, Chordata, Mammalia, Proboscidea, Elephantidae. Gene Ontology annotation, molecular function: G protein-coupled receptor activity; olfactory receptor activity. The record is from RefSeq and is a predicted model, not a curated record. Gene Ontology annotation, cellular component: plasma membrane.